This is a messenger RNA of Gastrolobium bilobum, 534 nucleotides long. Its product is annotated as dehydration-responsive element-binding protein 1F-like. Gene Ontology annotation, molecular function: DNA binding; DNA-binding transcription factor activity. The record is from RefSeq and is a predicted model, not a curated record. Gene Ontology annotation, biological process: regulation of DNA-templated transcription. The annotation marks the transcript as partial. NCBI's taxonomy places the organism in Eukaryota, Viridiplantae, Streptophyta, Magnoliopsida, Fabales, Fabaceae. The transcript has a single exon.
AUGCAAAAACGAAGAGCUGGAAGAAAGAAGUUCCACGAGACUCGUCAUCCAAUAUACAAAGGGGUGAGGCAGAGGAAUGGGAAGUGGGUGUGUGAGCUACGACAACCUCAGAACAAAACUCGAGUAUGGCUUGGAACUUUUGCUCACCCUGACAUGGCAGCUAUAGCAUACGAUGUUGCUGCUUUGGCUUUCAAAGGUGACAAUGCUUCUUUAAAUUUUCCAAACGAAGCUACCUCGUUGCCACGUCUUAAUUCACGAACGUGUUCCGUUAGAGCCAUUCAGUUUGCAGCAAUGCAAGCAGCUGAAAAGCACUUUUCAGCCAAUAAUGAGAUUGGUACGAAUAUUAAUGGUUCUGAGGUGGGUUUAGAGGGAAAUUCUGGAAGCUUCUUUUGGGAUGAAGAGGAGGUGUUUAACUUGCCAGGGUUGAUGAACAGCAUGGCUGAAGGGUUGAUUAUAACGCCACCGGCUUUGGAGAGAGGGUUCAAUUGGGUUGAAGGGGAAACUACCGUGGACUUGUCUCUCUGGGGUGAAUGA